UUACGCAAAAAUGUUAGUAAAUCACGACAGUCGAAGGUGAGUCUUAGAGGUCACGCAACAUUCAAUUCGACAUUAAGUCGGCUUCUUUCUCCAACAGGGCAGGUGUAUUAGUCAUAAAAUAUGGCUAGUAACCUCAUUCUUGUUGGAAUUGGCUGUACUAUCGUUGGAUUUGCAGGUCGCUAUGCUCUUCGUUAUGGCAAAGUUGCAGGAGAAACUUUAAAAAAACAAAUAGAUUCUUUACCAUCAACAUCUGCAUUUACCUAUAACAAAUAUUACAAAGGUGGUUUUGAACCCAAAAUGUCCAAACGAGAAGCUGGAUUAAUUCUUGGUGUCAGCCCAUCUGUGAGUAAAUCUAAACUUAAAGAAGCCCACAAAAGAAUUAUGCUUUUAAACCAUCCAGACAGAGGUGGAUCUCCAUAUUUAGCAGCUAAAAUCAAUGAAGCUAAAGACUAUUUAGAAAAUAAUAAAAACUAAGUAACUUAAUAACAAGAAAUAUUUGACAUUUUGGAAAUUAUUUCCCAACUGUUACAGUGAUGUUUUUUAUUCAUACUCUGUAGAAAUAAAUAUUUUUUUAAUUAAAAACUUUUUAUUUU
Octopus sinensis (East Asian common octopus) is the source of this 593-nucleotide messenger RNA. RefSeq names its product mitochondrial import inner membrane translocase subunit TIM14. Gene Ontology annotation, cellular component: PAM complex, Tim23 associated import motor. The transcript has 6 exons. The record is from RefSeq and is a predicted model, not a curated record. Gene Ontology annotation, biological process: protein import into mitochondrial matrix. Gene Ontology annotation, molecular function: ATPase activator activity. Lineage: Eukaryota; Metazoa; Mollusca; Cephalopoda; Octopoda; Octopodidae. Bases 121 to 474 code for a protein of 117 amino acids.